Molecule: messenger RNA, 1148 nt
Organism: Zeugodacus cucurbitae (melon fly)
Lineage: Eukaryota; Metazoa; Arthropoda; Insecta; Diptera; Tephritidae
Product: tigger transposable element-derived protein 4-like
Exons: 2
Coding region: 129-1148 (339 amino acids)
Cellular component (GO): nucleus
Molecular function (GO): DNA binding
Source: RefSeq, a predicted model, not a curated record
GUGAAUCUUCGUCUGUUGAUCAAAAUUCAACAACAAACUGGUUGAUAUCUGUGUGGCCGAAUUUACGAAGACAAUUUUCUGAUGAUGAGAUAUUUAAUGCUGAUGAAACCGGAAUUUUUUACAAAUUAAUGCCGGAUAAAACUUUAAAAUUUAAAGGUGAAAAUUGUAGUGGAGGUAAGUUGUCGAAAGAUAGAAUAACUGUCAUGGUAGCAGCUAAUAUGAGUGGCACAGAGAAAAAGAAAUUGCUCAUUAUUGGAAAGUCACAAAAACCAAGAUGUUUUAGAAGUGUCAAAUCAUUACCUGUCGAUUAUGCUAACAAUCGUAAAGCUUGGAUGACGUCAGAACUUUUUGAAAAAUGGCUUCGUGAUUGGGAUCGUGAUUUGGUGAAGAAGAAGAAAACGAUUCUAUUGCUGGUUGAUAAUUGCCCGGCGCAUCCAAAUGUUACUGAUUUAAAGUCUAUAACACUUGCUUUCCUUCCGCCGAAUACAACAUCAGUACUGCAGCCAAUGGAUCAGGGAAUAAAACGAUCACUCAAAACGAAUUUUAGGAAGAACCUUGUGCUCAAAAUGAUUAGCUGUCUUGAUGCUAAUGAAAACAACUCUUCUACAAAAAUAACGGUGCUAGAUGAAAUUUUGACGGUUAAUGAUGCCUGGAAUAAAAUGUCACAAAGUACCAUUCGUAACUGUUUCAAACAUGCAGGUUUCAUUGAAAGCCACGACGGUUUACCUAUUCAAAUAUCAGAACAUGAAUUCGAUGAAGAAGAUGACAUUUCUUUAUCUCUGUGGUCACGAAACCUAAAUUCAGAUUCUUUAGCAGCACCGGAAAUGUGGGAAGAUUAUGUUGACGUCGAUAGCGCUCUCCUCACAUCCGAAGAACCCAACGAUGAAAAUAUCGCACAGAACAUUAGUGCUAAGAAACAACUCGAAAGUGAUGGGGAAGAGGAAGUCGAGGAAGAACCAUUACCUACCGCAGAAGAGGCAUUAAAAGCUGCAGAAUUAUUAUCACGAUUUGUUCACAGCAAUAUUGAAAAUGAUAAUUUGACCAUAGCUAUGUCUUCUAUACACAAUAGUGUCGUUGGCAUCGCACUCGGUCGCACUGUCGUUGUCUGCACACGCUUUUACACGGUCAUACUGUGCACAUUCGUUUGA